Molecule: messenger RNA, 11637 nt
Organism: Serinus canaria (Common canary)
Lineage: Eukaryota; Metazoa; Chordata; Aves; Passeriformes; Fringillidae
Gene: KCNK12
Product: potassium two pore domain channel subfamily K member 12
Exons: 2
Coding region: 1-1248 (415 amino acids)
Biological process (GO): stabilization of membrane potential; potassium ion transmembrane transport
Cellular component (GO): membrane
Molecular function (GO): potassium ion leak channel activity
Source: RefSeq, a predicted model, not a curated record
AUGAUGCCCCCGCGGGGGGCGGUGGGCUCCUGCCGCCGGCGGCGCCUGGCGCCCCUCAACGAGGACAACGGGCGGUUCCUGCUGCUGGCCGCCCUCAUCGCGGCGUACCUGAGCGCCGGCGCCACCGUCUUCUCGGCCCUCGAGAGCCCGUCGGAGGCGGCCGCGCAGCUCCGCUGGAACCGGACCCUCCACAACUUCAGCCGCAUCUUCAACAUCAGCCUGCCGGAGCUGCGCGCCUUCCUGCGGAGCUACGAGGCAGCCAUGGCCGCGGGCAUCCGCGUCGACGCCUUGCGGCCCCGCUGGGACUUCCCCGGCGCCUUCUACUUCGUGGGCACCGUCGUCUCCACUAUAGGUUUUGGAAUGACCACGCCAGCAACCGUGGCUGGAAAAGUGUUCCUCAUUGUUUACGGCCUUUUUGGGUGUGCCGGGACCAUCCUCUUCUUCAACCUCUUCCUGGAGCGCAUCAUCUCCCUCCUGGCAUUCAUCAUGAAGGCGUGCUAUGAGAGGCAGCUGCGAAGGAGUGGUCUCCUGCCUCCCAACUUCCGAAAGGGGCCGGCCGUGUCCGGGGUGGGCAGCCUCGUGGGCUGGAAGCCGUCCGUUUACCACGUGAUGCUGAUCCUGGGAAUUUUUGCUAUCGCCAUUUCCUGCUGCGCCUCCGCCAUGUACACGGCAGUGGAAGGAUGGAACUACGUUGACUCCUUGUAUUAUUGCUUUGUCACCUUCAGCACCAUCGGCUUUGGAGAUUUGGUAAGCAACCAAAACGCUGUCUACCAGCAUCAGGGAUUAUACAGAUUCGGGAACUUCAUGUUUAUAUUAAUGGGAGUAUGUUGCAUAUACUCCCUUUUUAAUGUCAUCUCAAUCGUAAUCAAACAAAUUUUGAACUGGGUGUUGAAAAAAUUCGAAUGCAGAUGUUGCCCAAAGUGCCAUAAAUCCAGUACCCGCCUCAGCCGUCGCAACGCCAUCACCCCGGGAGCCCGCCUGCGCCGCCACAACGUCGCCAGGGACGCUGACGGGCAGUACGACAGUGACACCGAGGGCAGGAGGCUCUCCGGGGAGAUGAUCUCCAUGAGGGAGCUGACGGCGUCCAGCAAAGUCUCCCUGGCCAUCCUGCAGAAGCAGCUGUCCGAGACAGCCAAUGGCUACCCCAGGAACGUCUGUAUCAACACGAGACAGAACGGUUUCUCUGCGGGGGUGGGGGCUCUGGCCAUCAUGAACAACCGCUUGGCAGAAACAAGUGAUUCUAGGUAGAGUUCUUGGAAUCCCGUUGGUUUCUGAAAUAAAAAUAAGAUGGCGGUUAGGGUGGAAUUACCACUGUAAGCUACUGGAAAGUUUUACAUUUCAGAGACAGCCUUGGUAUUCACUGGGUGUUUGGCAUUUUACUUUCUGGGGGUUUUAUAAGUUUUCUCUAAUAUGCAGUGAGAUCUUUACCAUUAUGUUACAGUUUUCCCCUAAGGGGGUUUUUAAUAAGACUUGGAUGUCUUUGAUGCAGAAUCUGGUGCAAUUACAGAAGGAUGGUGUGCAUGGCUAGGAUGGUGUCAAAACCAACAUGUUCUUCUCCAGAACAGCGCCUGAACCCAAACUCUGUGUUAAAAGGCAGAAAGUGGGCAAGUUGAGCUCCAGAUUCAAACAUGGGGUUGGUAAGUUCUGGCUAACCAGUAUCUCCCAGUUUGCUGAAGUCUGGAUCUGGUCCUGAGCCUUGUACUCGAUGCUCUUCAGCAAUUCCUCAUAGCAGGCCUCUGUAGGACAUACAUGUAGGUGACUGCCAUCACACCAGCUUUAGGGUGGAUGGGCUUCACCUCAGUAAUCCCACUGGCUUCAGUGGCAGAGGAUGGAAUGGGCUGAAUUCCCCUCCUACAAAUGAUGGGGCUUAGCCCAGCUUGUCUGAAAGACCACCUAACUCUUAAAAGUCAGGGGAUUAUCAAGGACCAUGUUAAAGUGUGCAGAACUUUCCUACCUACUGGAUAACAGAAAACAGGCAGUUGUCAUCCUCAGAACUGGCUUUGUUUAAUGCCAGAGAAGCUGGUAUGCACCUCUGGUGUCAAAUGUUUGCAUCACCUCAAAAAUGCUUACCUCCUUACUUUCUCAUUGAAAGAAGUCACUAAAAUGAAUGCAGGCUCUCUGCUGUCCUAAAUUUGCAUCUUCUGCAGUGUUGUUGCAGAGAUUCAUGCAAAUCAUCUCCUUGCAAUUCUCUGAGGGCCCCAACCCUGUACUUGUUUCCCACAAAUCUGACUGUGCAGCUUGUACAGAAGAAGAGCAUUGCUUUGGAGUUCCCCCAGAAGCUGGCUGCCCCCAAAAUGUUGAUACCAAGUCAUAAAUUGGCCUUUGGCUGUUGCUGCUACCAUCUUAAGCCAUAUUAAAUCUGUGCUAGCCCAAACCACUGAAGAGCCAAAAGCAGACAUGGUCUAGAGUGUGUAGUUUAGCAUGACAAGUGGGUGCAGAGGAUUUGCUGCAAACCUCUUUCAAAAAUGCAUGCACUGCUCUGGAUCAUUUCUCUAAAUUCUCUCUACUACACUGUGAAGAAUAACAACAAAGGCUUCUGCUGAUUCCAAGCAAGAAUAAAACUUAAGCUCAUAUUCUGAGAAGCCUUCUCUUGGAAACUUACUGGAAAAUUGUAGUCAAGACCACGAGUAGUACGUUGGCACUGAAUAAAUUGAACAAGCUGAUGAACAAAAACUAGGAAUAUUAGAAAUGUUUGAAAAUAUUUCCAUGAAGUUUUAUAUAGAUAUUUUACUUUAUUUACUUUGUUUUUCAUGGGUUUGGAGCAGCCAUAAUUUUUGCUUUCUUUUAAAUUUGUAGCAGUGAAAAAUGUUUUGGAAUUUACCCUUGGAAAACCAACUUGAAAUUUGAGGUUUUGCACACCUGAGCCUGCCAGCUGAAUUGUGGCAGUGAAUGUAUCUUUUUUCCUGAUGAAAUCAGAGCUGCAGAUGAACCAUCACACAUGGGUCUGUAUCACACUGUAAAUGUCACAGCUUUUAUCAAGAUGUGUUUGGCCAGAAACAAGCAGUGAUGAUAGUAAUGUGUUUCCAGCUGGCACAGACUCACACUUAAGGUUCUGUGGUGUGGCAGGGGCUGUACUCAAGAGGCAGGAGCUUUCUUGGUGGUAGAGAGACUCCUCAAGGUCCAUCUGUCUGAGUGCCUUCCUGUCUGUGCACUCCUCCUCUUUAAGGAGGCAGGAAGAGGUGCUUGGGGCUCCUUUUGAAGGCCACUGAAGGAUAAAUUUAGGCAGGAUGUACAGGGACAGGUCUGGAAAAAGCUCUGACUGCUGGAAGACCCAGUUCAGGCAGAUGCCUUCCAGAGCUGCAAGGGAAACAGCACAGGCAAGGAACCAAAAAAAUGAAAAUUUGUUAUUUCCCCUCGGGAUUAUCCCCACGGGUAAAUCUCUUACUGUGAUGAUUUAUGUGUUUGUUUAUUAAAAGUGUGAAUGGGACCCUGCUCUUUUUUUGCAGCCCAACCUCUCCUAAGGUUGUAUCUUGGUGCAUUUGUCAUCAUGGGGACUAUUGCUCAUUAGAACUAUUACAUAAAUCAGGGCAGACAGGCUCUAGGAAUUAGGAUUUAGGAAUUUGAACUGAUAGGGCCCCUAGCCACAGCAGAGUUACCUGUUUAUUAUUUUGCUCAUAAAAGCAUGCUCAAAUGUAUCAACAUUCUGUGAGCUCAAGAACUCUUAUUUUGAUGGUAACAAAUUUGCAAAUUAAGGGGUUUUUUUUCAGCGAGUUGUUUUGAAGGAUAAAUAUAAUAACCAUGAUUAGGAUCCUCUUUAAACUGUAAAUUUGUGAAUUGUUUUCAAACUACUUAUUCCAGCCUGGCAAAUACAAUGAAGUAAUAGGAAAUUGUACAUACCUCCUCUGUACUUUUUCUGAGUCCAUGCAAAGGCAGACACGCAGUCUGCUGCAACAUGAUUGAAAUGUUUCCAAGUCUUUCUGGUGCCAUCAGUCACAAGGGUGCCUUUGCAGGACCCUUUGCAGUUCCUCUUAACUCCAGAGGAAGCUGGACCAGCUCCUAGAGCUGGGCAUUUCAAGGAAUUUGAGCAUCAGAUUGUUGCUCUGUUCACUUAGAUCUAAUGUUUACUUACACCCAAGGUCCUUGAUAAUCUCCGUUCUGCUUCUCUCUAGCCUCAGAGGAAGUGCUUGCCCAGUUAUUUACCAGUGGCCCUGUUGCUUGCAGGUCUCAUAUCCCCAGAUGCUGACGUAAGUCAACCACAGGGACCACCUGUAAAAAUCCCCAAACCCAUCUGGCUCAGCAAAGCUCAGUUUAUGAGAGUCAGAGCACAGUUACUGACCUGGGUCUCACUGGGAAGCAUCUGCUGAAGGGUGGCCUUACAGUUCCCUCAUAUUCAGUAGCAGAAGUAUUUUUCAAGGAUGCAUGGAAACCAAGCUCCAAAUCUCUACUCUUCAGCCUGCCAGCCCUACCUGGGCACCCAUCACCCUGUGCAUGAGAACGCGAGCCAAGAGGACAUAGGAGGUGUGAGAUCAGUCUUUCCUAGUCAGUUGUGCUGUUCCUUUAGCUUUUUUUUUUUAAUGACAACUCCUCUUUGAACUUGCCAGGCUUGGCCACCUAACUCCUCUUUCGUUGUUUGUGGAUUCCCCAGGGCAGCCUGCUCCAUUGGUGAAUUACCCCCUCACCUGUAUCAGUUGCACCAAGUGCAAUUCCUCCUGGUAUUUCAUUUUCACAGACAAAGCAGAUACCAGCAAUACCUGGACACAGACUGAAGCACAAGAAAUCAGAAGGAAACGAGAGGAACAGAGUGGGAAAGUGAAAGCACACUGCACUAGAUUGCACUUUCUUUUCAGGUAACUUGGGAGCUGUAUUACAUUCUUGAAAUGGGUUGGGUAUUUUUCCUUCAAAUUUAAUUAUGGGUAAACUUGAAAGAAUGCAGUUGACUUAGAUUUUAAGAGUUCAUCUUCCCUGGUACAACCCCCCCUCUGCACCACCCUGUAGAGCAGCAGUAGUAACUCUUCACUGGCACAGACCAAGACAUCCCAGCUGCCUGCUGAGCCUAUAGGCAGCACAGACCUGAGCUCAGACCCCGUCCCCCAGAUUGGUCUUCUGCUGCCUGAGCCCAGGGAAGAGCAUUCAGGGGCAGCAGAAGGCUGCAGGAGUUAGGACUUCUCUGUGAGCUGGCCCCUAGUGAGAACAGCAGUGGUGUGAGCUGCUUGGACAAAGGAGAUACCGUGCUCACCUGGCAUCUACUCUCGUACCUUGCAGAUGAAAAUUAAAACUUGGGUGAAAAUUGUUGGGCAACAAUGAGCAAAUUCAAGUGACAUCUUCUCUCAACCCCAGAGGUCAGCACAGAGCAGUCACAAAGAAUAAUUUCUUGUGAAACCUGUAGCAUUUGGCAAGUCACUCCAUUGACCUCUCGGGGUCUGUCCUCCCUGAGAGUGUCUUGGACAAAGUUUGGAGUCACACCAAGAUGUCAUCUGGUUCUCAUUGGUUUCUUCCCAUCUGCAAACACUGUCCUCAUUUUGAAAAAAUUCCAAUGGCUCUUUAUUUCCUUGCAGUGCAGAGGAUGUCCUUCAGACCAUGUAGAUGUUCAGAGCAAUCCCAGCCACAGAAAGCAGUGUCUGAGGGACAGGGCUGUGCUUUGCCUCCCUGCAGAAGCAGCAUUGCACAGCAAUGCAUCCAAAGGCUCUUUAGGCACUUACCAGCUCUGAUUGCAGCCAGAAUUACUGGUGGAAGACAGGAAUGCCCCUAGAGCUCUCUGGGAGUGCCCUGUGCCAUGCUCAGGUUACCCAGAAAUGCCCCUGUUGGUGUAGUGCUGCUGUCCCAGCAUGGCUUCAGCCCUGGCCCUCAGUCUUUUCUCCUCCCCAGCUUUCUGUGGGUGAAAACUUGAGUGUACUGUGACCAUUUACCCAUAUUUCAGUCAUGCCUUGCUGCUGAAAGACUUUAGCAGCAGUGGAGGUCAUAGAGCCAUAUAGGCAUGUGGGCUCAGUAUAAACCUGAUUGCCUGUGUGGGAUGAAUUUGUGACUCUAUGGAAAUUAGCUGUAGCAAUGAGACCGUUCUCACAUUUUAGUAUUUUUCUAGCCUUUAACUUGAAAAAUAUUCAGUGGCAAAUCAUUGCAGUGAAUGUUCAGAGCUAAUCUCAACAAAAUCAUACUUUGCUGAUUGCUGGCCUAGCAAAUCUGUGGGUAUGGCUGCUGCUCUAAUUGGAUUACUAAUGUGCCUUUGCAAACCAACACACGUCUGCAGUGUUACAUUUAAAUAAUACAAUAAAUGCUGUGUUACAUAAUCAAUUCAAUUAAGAAAAAUUACUACUUGACUCACACAGAAUAAAUAAUGAAGGGUGCAUUGCACAUUGUACAACCAGUAUGCAAUUUUAAAUUUUUUUUUUUUUUUGUGAGUGUGUCCAUAUUUGACCUCAAAUUGUGCUUUCAUGGAUGCUAGGAAAAAAGAAGCACUACAGUGUGGAAAAUAAAGGAAAGUAUGGACAAUUCCACUGAGCUUUGACACAAAGGCUAUGCAUGUUAGCACAAACACAGUAAGUGGUUCAUUAUGCAUUAUAAAUGCAUUGUGUAGCAAUGGCACUGAGGAAAAGAAACUACUUUAGUUUACAUGGCCACAGUCUGAAUGCAGCUACCAAUAAACACACAUACCUUUUUUCUUUCUCUCUUUUUUUGCUAAGUGGGUAACAUCCACCCUUUAAUUAAAUUAUCUCUUUAAACCCUCCAAAAGAAAAUGCAAUUACCUUACAUUUUGCAUAGGCAAAAAGGGGUCUAAGGUCAAAUCCAGACUUUCAACUCUAAGGAUCCAGAGUGGUGUAGUUUAAGUGGUAGAGUGGUGUAGUUAAAGCCCCUCUUUGAAGUGAGGCUGCAGAUGUGCAGCCUUCAAAUAUAUUGUGUUUUAUCCUUCCCUGGAAAAAAAGAAAAGGGAGUAAAUACAGAUAAAGUUUAUUGCAGAUUACCCAAAAAAGUCUGGCAAUUUAGCAUGAGGGUAAAAAAAUACAGCAGGAGUGAAAAGCAUGGGGAAAGGGAGAAGCUUAGAAGUGCUCUCCAGGAAAUGCAGCAGAAAACCAAAACUCGCUUUGCACUCGCUCGUGCGUUUAUUCCUCAUCACACAGCGCUGUGACACUGCCACCCCCCAGGGAGCUCCUGGGGCAUCCUGGGCUCAGCCACCUCGUCUGGAACGGGGAGAGAGGUCUUUGGUGAGAAAUGCCCACACUCAAGUCACCAUCUUCAUUCAGCACUGAAGUUAGGAAGUCAGUUGCCCAGCUUUUACUGGGAAAGCAGCCGUGCUGGUCCCUUGCAGUGAUGAUCAGCAGUUUGGGUGUGUCAGAGGUGCAGAUUUCCAUGCCUCCAAGUCCUCCUAGUCCCAGGGCUGUGUCACACCCAGGUGUGUCCCAGCCAGCUCCCAGGCCCAGACUUGGCAUGAGGAUGUAGCUGGGUUUGAAAGUGUGUAACAUCCCAACAUCCUAUCCUCAACAUCCCAAGUGUUUUCAGGAUCAGACCUUCAGCAGGUGAUGCUUUUUCAAACCUAAGGAAUACAAAGAAGUCUCCAUAUUCCUUUUGUACUGUGCAGACUGUAAGAGUACUUUUUAAAGCCAGUGAGUCAAUGAGGGAUUAAUGCUUUUAUAAUAACAUGCAUAAACAACAUGAAAAAAUUACUGCUAUUUCUGACAAUGUGCAAAUCAAACACCAGGUUUUUUCAAUGGGUAUAAUUUCCUAUUCCAUGCAAGUAAAAUUAUGUCCAGGAAAUUUUUGCUCAUACUAUCACCUAUGGGCUGCACAGGCAGUGCAGGAAUUCAGUUCUAUUUUUAUUGUAAAACCUCAGUAUCUGAAAGCACAACACCUAAAAAAUGGUUUGGGGAUUGUUUGUGGGGGGUUUUUGUGUGUGUAAACGUUGUUUAUUUACAAAAUAAAAACGCUAAAAUUCUACAUAUACAAACCCAUUUUUAACUCACUAGAAUUCUACUUUGUUGGAUAUUCUCAGCAAAAAUAUUCAUCCCAAAUUUCCAGCCAAUUUAAAUUACUCGAGUUUUGAGAUAACUUGUUGAAAAGUAUUCCUGUUUAUUUUGUUUCUGUUUGAAAGGGCACAGCUUGGUAGAUAUCUUUAGCUGAGCUGGCAUUGCUAUCUCUUACUACAAACCUCAAAAUUUUACUUCUGGAGCUAAUUCCCCUGGUUUUGGUAUUUGCUCAUUUCUGCAUUGAAUUCCAGAAGGAACGACCAGUUCUGUGCUGUUUUCUGGUUGGUAUGACUUUCCUUUUUGCAUUGAUUUCAAAUAGCUGAAAUAUGAACACUAGCAAAUACUCCCAGACACACCAAAAUUAGUCACUUUUCUGAAUGUUUUUCUUUUAAAAAUUGUUUUGUAAAAUCUAGAAUCUGAUUGUAAAUUAUGUCAUGGUUGGAAUUAGCAAACUGAGUAUUUGUUCUACCAACAGAAUUGUUUGACGUGAAUUCUGUCAAGGUUGCUAAUGAUUCAGUUUCAUGUAAAAAGUCUUGCCUAUUUGAUUUGCCCAUUCUAUCCAAUUUGUUUUAAAUUCUUGAAGUCAGAAGUAGGUAAGUUCCAUUUGGGAAAAGCCCUAUGCUGAACAUUUGCUCCUGUGAAUAGAGCUUUUAGAGGGACUGAAACAGAGCCUGCCUGAUUGCUGCAAACAAAAUUGCAUGUCUAAACCUUCAAAACCCAAAUAUAUGUACCUAUUGGCCAUUGCAAACCAAGGGCAUGCUAGUGUAAUUCCAGUUCAAGCAAAGAAACAUAAAUCACAGGGCUCAGCUGGCUGCUAAUCACUUUUACCAAAAAGGCCACACAGCUACAGGGCCAAGGGUGAUGGAUGGACUCUUGACACACAACAGUGUUGUUUUGGAAGUUGCUUUGGUGGCUGGGAGUUGGCACUGGGGUGGUUAAAGCAGCUUGGCUGGGUGGAUCCAGGCAGUUCCCUUUGCUGAGCCACAGGAGGUGUCUGCCAGUACUAAAAAAGUAAAAAAGGUAAUGGACGUGGCAUUGAGCCUCUCUUGAGAAGCACAGAAAAGUGCUGCAGCCUGUGCUAGGCUGUUCCUGGUUCUGGCCACCUUGGAACCCUUGGUUGUUCCUAAAACUGACGUGUUUGGGGCACUCCAGUUUGCUCUUUUCAGUGUCUCUGCACUGGCACAGCAGCAAUCCUACUGUGAUGCUUCUCUCCUCAUAAAAUGGAUAGAGAGAUUUGUUUAGACUUUCCAUAUGAUGACAGCAUAUAUAAAUAUUACAAGAUGAAUCAGUUACUGAGUCUGGCUAUAUUUGCUUAGAGAUCUUUAUCAGUAAAAACAUGAAAAAUUUUCUUACCAGUACAGCGAAUCAACAAAAGUAAGUGGUGUUCUGAACAGAAAGUAAGGUGCUAAAAUAUACAAUUGGACCCCAAAGCUCAGGCAUGUGUCUCAAAAUUAUCAUUCUUUUCCAGUGCUCAAUGCACCUGUGUCUUCUGGGAAAAAGCCUUGGUUUCUGCCUGCUCCAGGGCAAAAUGUAUCUGAGGACAUGCCUUGGUCUGCACAGCUUUCAGGGGUGGGCUUGCCUCCAUCCCCAAAUUUAAGCAUGCCCGUAGACCAUGAAUACUGGUGCAGCCCCCAGCAGAAAUGGACAGAAUGUUCCUGCUUUGGGGUGUCUGUGGUUUUUGGAGAGCAGCUAAAGGUCAUGGCAAACCACAGCUGCCUCCUGCAGCCAAGCCCCCACCAGGGUGGGAUCCAUCCCACUGCCAGCCCCUGGUCUGCAGCCAGGGAUUGUACUGCCAGGAGAGUGGUGCAAAUCAUCAGCAAUGUGCUCUAAUCCCUGCUUUCUUAAUGGGCUAAAAACAGUGGAAAACAGAGAGAUCAUUUUCUAUUUUAAUGAUCAAAAGGGUGUUGCCCAUUAUUCACAGCCUACACACAAGAUGUUAUAAUUUUCAAUUUUCCUGCACUGAUCAUUCAGUUCAUUUGGCAGCUGACCUUCAAUUGUUCAUGUUUUUUUUUAAAAAAAAAGGAGGAAAAAAACCCAAACAGAAAAUCUGAACACCCAUUAGCAGCAUUUCAGACAAGCAAAAUAAUCGUGAAUGGUGGUGGUAAGGAUCUCACAUGCAAAAGCAGUGAGCAGAGCUGCCUCUGUUUGCAGCAGCUAGAUGUUUUCAUGGCAGUGGGAGAAGUUUGGGUUCAGGAGAGAACCAGAUGGUGGGUUAGGGUGCUGAACAUUGCCCUACAAGCAGCUUCAGCACCAAAAUGGCACUUUUGGAACAAAUUUCUGUUUCUGCACUGUUAGGGACAUUUCACAUCCCUGCUACUGAAAUCAGAGGAUGGCAGCAAAUGUUGCACAAGCAAUUUACUGUCACAUAUAUGGGUAUUAGCCAGGGACAUUUUUAACAACCAUGAGACAUUUCAGCUGAGUGCUGGUCAGAAAAAAAGGACAUUUUGCCAUCCAGAAACAGCUGCAGCAGGUCCCAGUGCCUGACAUCACUCAACAUACUCCCAAAGAGCCAAACCACACAAAGAUUACCUAAAUAAACCAAAAGGAAUGGUAGGGUCUAAGAGGCAAGUGUUCCUGUGGCUUGAAUCUGGAGUAACUUGGUUGAACUGCUGGUAGUGAAAAGCCUAAUUAAAUAGAUGUAAUGACUUAAAUGCCUGCUAGAAGUCAAAAGGAGAUGCAUGUAUUUUUCCAUCACAAUUUUGAUUGUGUUUACCAAGUUAAGAGGUGAAAUGAAGAAACAUAAGUUCCUGUAAAUUGUUGAUUGGAAAAACAUAUAUUUUUACUCUCUUUCAGAUAAUACUUCCUUGCAAAACAUUAAACUGGAAUAAAUUUCAAGAUUGAAAUCUGUUUAAACAAGUGUCAGUUUUAAAAAUGCUUUAAUCCUGGGCUGACAGGAACUUAGGCUCUAACUCAUACCAUAAUUGUGAGUGCUCUUAAUGAAUCAGUCCCACUUUUGAUGUCAGCUCAGGAUUUUUCCACUGUAAGAUCUUUGAAUGAAGAGGAUUAAAAGCCAUAAACAAGCCAAUCAAAGGCGGAUCACGUUUCUGCUGGUUCGUUAUAUACAGUUUGUGAACAAAAAUGGGUAUUUUGGGCUUGGCACCCCUUCAUUCACAGAAACAUGGGUAUGGAUCCAGGAGUCAGAGGCAGCUGAGGUGCAGCUGCUUUGCAGAGCAGUGCAGAGGCAUUGGCAGAGGAUGUGGAGAGCUGGUGGUUAAGGAGACAGUGGAAGAACCCACUGGUGGUGUCCAGGGAGCAUUCCUAUGUGUUUUUAAUGCCAUGAAACAUGAUGGAGUAUGAAUUCUCUACAUCUGGGAGGAUGUCAAAUUCCAGGUGACUUUUGGAAUGUUGCAGUUAAGCUCCUACAAAGAAUUUUGAAAUAAACAGGAGAAAAAACGUUGCCUGGGAUGUGCGUGUGAGUACUCUUGUCUUUUCUUCUGAGCAUGGAGAGUGGGAGGUGAGGCACAAGCACCUCCUGGGUGAGAGACCCUCUUGGAAAUGUAUGGAGACCUCAGAGCCAUCUGUGGAGACCCCACAAGUCCCUAGAUGCUGGGUAAACUGUGUAUGGUCAAGCAGAGGCAGGAGGGAUAACAACUGGUGGGAUGUGCUUCUGAUGUACCCCAUGGUCAUCUGUUAAAUUCUGCAGCUGAGUGAUCCUUUGCUUUGCAGUAAAAUAGAGAGCAGAUGGAAACUGUUUGCUCUGUAAACAGUUAUGAGGAACUCUCAAUAUAUCCCCUCUCCACAA